Messenger RNA from Paramecium octaurelia, 752 nucleotides. Lineage: Eukaryota; Ciliophora; Oligohymenophorea; Peniculida; Parameciidae. The record is from the annotation of a GenBank genome assembly.
AGUAUGUCCUCAGGAGAGGUCCCAUAGGAGAAGAAGACACUAUUUUCCACUCUGGUUCAGAAGAAAUAGGCAGAGACUGAUGCAUAAAAGAUCCAAAAUAGGAUACUGUAAUUAAAAAUGGAGCAUGAGAAGAUUUUGAAGCACAUUCAAUAGGAUGAACAGAGAGCCGAGGAAAUUUAUCGCCAUAGAGUAGAAAUCUAAAUGAAGGUAACAUUCACUUCAAAUAAAAUGCUUAGAAAGAAAAUAAAAUGAAAUAGAAAUAAGCAUAGCCACCUCCAUUCUCAUUGGCUGUUUCUCAUCAUCAAAGAGAAUUGUUGAAGAAAAUAAAGGAGGAUGAGUUAAAAAAGAAGAAGUCUGAAGCUAAGAUUUUCAGAGAACAAUUAAAGUAGGAAUUCAAGAGCGUUUAAUUAUAGAAAAGUUUAGAACAAGAAGGAUGUCGCAUUAAGGCAAUUUAAGUGAAAGAAGAAGAGAGGCAAUCUACUUAAUUGGCUGUUGCCAAAUUAAAGUAGAAGAGAGAGAGAGUAAGAUAUGAAAUAGAAAACGAAAAAGAUAGAAUAGAAAAAGAAAAGGAGUUAUAUGAUUUAAAAAUUUAAGAAUUAGAAUCACUUGAACAAUUGGCUAUGAUGGAACUUCAAAAUUCCAUAGCCAGAUAGCAGAAAGUCUAAGAGAAGAUUUAAUAAGCGCAGAAACUAUCACCCAGCGAUUAUGAAAAACAAUAUUAAAGUAUGUAGAAGGCAGGGGCCACACAAUGA